UCCACCAUCAUCAUUCGGACUCGUUAACCUGUUCUUUUGGGUCAAGAGCUAUGUCGCAUAAUUACAAUUGUGAAAGAAAUGAAAAUGAAAUUCGUUCAAAUCACUGUCACGUUAUCGUUUUUAAUAUCCAGUUGCUGGGCUUUAAACAGAACUUGGUGGAAGCACGAUCUCACCUAUGGUAUCUACCUGAAAUCGUUCAUGGAUAGCAAUGGAGAUGGAAUUGGAGAUUUCAAAGGAUUGAUUUCCAAACUGGAUUACAUUGCCGGUCUUGGAAUAAAAACUAUCUGGAUGUCACCGUUCAACCCUUCGCCGCAGGCUGAUGGAGGCUACGAUAUAUCUGAUUUUUGUGGAAUCAAUCCCAUCUAUGGUACAAUGGAAGAUUUCGAAGAAUUCAUGAAAGAAAUGAAAAAACGAGAUCUCAACUUCGUCAUGGAUUUAGUGCUUAAUCACAGCAGCGAUGAGCACGAAUGGUUCGAAAAAUCUGUAAAUAGAGUGGAGCCAUAUACGGACUACUAUGUAUGGGCUGAUCCGAAAGGGUACGAUAGCGAAGGAAAUCCUAUUCCACCAAAUAAUUGGAAAAGUAUAAUGGACUUCAUAACUCCCAGUUCAGGAUGGACUUGGAAUGAAAAAAGGCAUCAAUUCUAUUUUCAUCAGUUUCUAGCGAAACAGCCAGACUUCAAUCUACGUAAUGAACAACUUAAAACUGAACUCAAAAACAUGAUGAAAUUUUGGCUGGACAAAGGCGUCGCUGCUUUUCGAUUAGAUGCUGUAGAAUGCCUAAUGGAAGAUCCCUUACAUCGAGAUGACAUCGACACAGAAUCUUUCAUAAAAGCAAUAUGUGCAGAGUCCGAAAUGGAAACUCCUCGACUCCAUCAUCCGGAUACUUUCAAGUUCUUGCAUGAAUUACGCAUGUUUUUAAGACAGUACGAUCGUGAAAAUAAGAAACAACGUGAAACAGCCCUAUUCGGUGAAAUUUACACUACGGUUAACAUCAAAAUGAGAUACUACGGAACGAAGAGCGCCCCACAGACGCAUUAUCCUUACAAUUAUCUAUUGACCGUGCUCAGGAAGUAUUUAGAUGCCGAACAGAUGAUCGAAUAUUUGAACCAAUGGAUUAAAAAAUUACCCAAAGGAGCAACCUCGAAUUGGGCGUUGGGAAACCACGACCAAGGACGAAUUUUCUACUGGUUCAACAAGGAAUAUAAUUCAAUUUUAUUGUCUCUUGUUACAAUGCUACCUGGAGCUGCUUUAAUUUGGUACGGGGAAGAGACCAGUCAAGAACUGUUCGAUUUUUCACCCGACCCCAACAAGAAUCUGUAUGUUGAAAGGGAUCAUUUUCGUUUACCUAUGCAAUGGGACGAUUCCUUGAAUGCAGGUUUUACUUCCGGAGACAAACCAUGGGUUCCAGUACAUCCCAGUUAUUAUAGGUCGAACGUCAAAGAACAAUUGGCCAAUAAGAACAGUACACUGUACUACUUCAAAGAUCUAAUUUCCCUUCGAAAAACUGAAACCCUGAAAUUUGGCGAUUUGAAAAUGUACGCGAUAUCAAAAUGGGUGCUGGCAUUUACAAGAACUUUUGGUCAAUCAAAAUACGUUAUUGUAUUGAAUCUUGGCACCGAACCUCAUACAGCCAAUUUACACGCUGAAAUCGCUAAUUUACCAACAAGUCUGGAGGUGGUAGCUGCAAGUCCCAAUUCUGGAUUUACCAAAGGAGAAAAAUUCAAUACGAUUUUAGAUCAUCGAAACUUAUCGAUGCUGAGACCACAUUCCAGCAUAGUGCUGUCAACAUGAGAAUCGCGGAAAAUAUUGCUUCUUAAUGGCGAAAUGUCGAUGAUGCUGACACUCAACAUCAGUCCGCAUGAAUAACUUAUAAAGAAGCUCGACCAAUCAUAAAUUUAAACCAAUAAAUUGCGCUUAAUUAUCUUUUAUAAUUAUGUAGAUAAUUUAAUAAAGUUGGAAUUAUGAUACUCAA
Planococcus citri (citrus mealybug) is the source of this 1972-nucleotide messenger RNA. Its product is annotated as maltase A1-like. NCBI's taxonomy places the organism in Eukaryota, Metazoa, Arthropoda, Insecta, Hemiptera, Pseudococcidae. The coding region runs from base 79 to 1791 and encodes 570 amino acids. The record is from RefSeq and is a predicted model, not a curated record. The transcript has 9 exons. Gene Ontology annotation, biological process: carbohydrate metabolic process.